CGGCAUCUAAACCUCAACCACCGACCGUGUCUCUCACCAUGGCAGGCCAGUGCUCAACCCAGAAUGACAGCAACAUGCGGAGGCAUGGCACGGGUUAUCUUCCCAUUGAGAACUAUGGGUUGAUUGGCAACAUGAGAACCUGUGCCCUGGUUGGCAUGGACGGCAGUGUUGACUUCAUGUGUUGGUAAGUGUGCCGUGCCUUACAAUCCGACCAUACUUGUCAGUGUGUCAUAUGGUAGGAUCAACAAGCGGAAGGAAGUGAAACAAGAAGAGAAAGGAGAUGAAAAGAGAGCUGUGAACGGGAUGAAGAGGGAAAGGGAAGAAGGGAAAGGAGAGACUUUACUCCCAUUCUAUCCGUUCCUUCCUCCCUUUUCUUUCCUUUUAAUCUCUCCAGCCAAGUCACACGCUAGGAACAUGACCAGCUUCAUGCUGCACACCCAACAUCGAUCAUUACCAACACUCUGCAGGCCCGAAUUCGACUCGCCCUCUGUCUUCUGCCGGCUCCUAGACAAGGAUAAAGGGGGCUACUUCAGCAUCCACCCGUCAUCGGAUAUCAGGUGUACGACCAAGCAGCAGUAUCUCCCUUCGUCUAACAUCCUGCAAACCCGCUACAUCCACGAAGAUGGAGUGGUCGACCUCGUCGACUUCUUCCCGCGCCCCAAGAAUGCUUCGGUCAUCUCCAAGGGACCAAAGCAGAGCGCCUACCGCGAGAUGACCAGCAUCCAGGAGGAACUCAAGCAGUGGCUGGUUCGUCGUGUUGAGUGCAUUCGUGGCCGUCUCCAGCUGGACGUUGAGAUCUUCCCUGCCUUUGAGUAUGCCAUGGAGCCGCACACCACCACGAUUCUCCAGGAGGAGACCAUGCCACACAGCCCUACGAGCAAAACAGCCACCUUUCACAGCAAGAACACCAAGCUCCAGCUCGAUGUUAGCCUUGAUAGCGGCGAACAUAGCGACGACCACUGGCCCAUUGUCCGCUUCAAGAAGAUUCGGAAGCCCGGCAUGCUCGGCGAGGGCGUCGUAGCGAGCAUCGACGUUCGCGAGGGCCAGGCCGUCUCGUUCGUCAUCCGCAACGACAUUGACAACCACGUUACCGAGAACAUCACCAGUGUCAUACUCGACACCCAGCAACACGACACCCAGACAUACUGGUACAACUGGAUCUCCAAGAGCAAGUAUAAGGGCCGCUGGCGCGAGGUCGUGUCGAGGAGCCUCAUGAUCUUGAAGCUCAUGACGUACGAGCCGACGGGCGCCAUCAUCGCCGCCCCGACAUUCUCCAUCCCCGAAGACAUCGGCGGGGUCCGCAACUGGGACUACCGCUUCUCGUGGGUGCGCGACUCGAGUUUCACAAUCUACAUCCUGCUCCGCCUGGGCUUCACUGAGGAGGCCGACGCCUACAUGGAGUUCAUCAGCGAGCGCUUCGUCAAGUCGCGCGUGCCCGACGGCGGCCUGCCCAUCAUGUUCACCAUCCGCGGCGAGACCGACAUACCCGAGCGCGAGCUGACGCACCUGGACGGCUACCGCGGCAGCAGGCCCGUGCGUAUCGGCAACGGCGCCGCCUUCCAUCAGCAGUUUGACAUCUACGGCGAGCUCAUGGACGGCAUCUACCUGUACAACAAGUACGGCAAGCCCAUCCACUGGGACCUGUGGUGCCGGGUGCGCGAGAUGCUCGACUACGUCCUGACAAUCAUGGACCAGCCCGACAUGUCCAUCUGGGAGGUGCGCAACAACAAGCAGAACUUCACCUACUCCAAGAUCAUGCUGUGGGUCGCCUUUGACCGGGGCCUGCGCCUGGCCGACAAGCGCAACUUUCCCUGCCCCAACCGGGCCAAGUGGCUUGCCGCGAGGGACGGCCUGUACGAGGAGAUCAUGGAGAAGGCCUACAACAAGGACAUGAAGUGCUUCGUGCAGAGCUACGAGAGCCGUACCAUUCUCGACUCGUCCAUCUUGAUUGCCCCGCUCGUCUUCUUCAUCUCGCCCAACGACCCGAGGUUCCUCAACACCAUGGACCGCAUCAUGCUGCCUCCAGAGAAGGGCGGCUUGACCAGUACGGGAUUGGUGUACCGAUACGACACGGAGGUGACAGAAGAUGGUGUCGGCGGGCGCGAGGGCGCCUUCAGCAUGUGUACCUUCUGGCUGGUCGAAGCCAUGACGCGGGCGUCCGUCUACGAGCCCAAGUACCUGGUGCGCGCCAUCAACCUGUUCGAGAACAUGCUCAGCUUCUCGAACCACCUGAUGAUGUUCUCCGAAGAGAUCUCGCGCAGCGGCGAGCAGCUCGGCAACACGCCCCAGGCCUUCAGCCAUCUGGCCCUGAUCAGCGCUGCGUUCAACCUAGACCGGGUGUCUUCUGAGCCAAGGAGGUAGAGGCGACCGGUCAGGAAUGGGGUCUCGUGUGUCGCCAGCACUGCCGGAGCGGGCAGUCGAAAUAUGAAUGGUAUAACCUAUAAAUCCUGCUGUACUCGUGUCUGAGGAACUUACCCAAACCGGGCCAGGUGUGCGCUC
Messenger RNA from Parathielavia appendiculata, 2499 nucleotides. RefSeq names its product glycoside hydrolase family 15 protein. The record is from RefSeq and is a predicted model, not a curated record. Bases 304 to 2361 code for a protein of 685 amino acids. Gene Ontology annotation, molecular function: hydrolase activity, hydrolyzing O-glycosyl compounds. Gene Ontology annotation, biological process: carbohydrate metabolic process. NCBI's taxonomy places the organism in Eukaryota, Fungi, Ascomycota, Sordariomycetes, Sordariales, Chaetomiaceae. The transcript has 4 exons.